Trichogramma pretiosum is the source of this 2800-nucleotide messenger RNA. RefSeq names its product ankyrin-1-like. The transcript is spliced from 4 exons. The record is from RefSeq and is a predicted model, not a curated record. Lineage: Eukaryota; Metazoa; Arthropoda; Insecta; Hymenoptera; Trichogrammatidae. Bases 1 to 2649 code for a protein of 882 amino acids. Gene Ontology annotation, molecular function: protein binding.
AUGUGCUAUGACACAAUUGCUGCCAACAUUGGUCGACUCAAUGGUGUAUGCAAGUCUCUGGGAGCUCAAUGGGAACUCAAUGGAAGCUGCAAGCAUUACAUUGCUGAGCUUGUAUUGGACUUGCGCGUGUUUGCAAAAUGUGGUCUAAUUACGACGACGAAAAGCGACAAGAACUCGAUCGCCUCAACCAAAAAAAGUGAUUGGGAGAGUCCAUUUCCGAAUCUCCGGGACAUUUUUAAUCAUGAUCAAAUCGAGUGGCUUUUCAUGGAAGAUGUGAAUAAGAGCAAUUAUGGAAAGGCCAACUUCGUCGAUUUUGCCAUAAAGGCCGGCUACAUAGACGAGUUCGUCGUGAUAAAAAGCGGCAAGCUGAUACUUCGUCGCGUCACGCCGAUCCAUCACGCGGGAAGAAAUCCCAAGUGUACUCGUGAGGUCGUCGACAGUCUGUUCAAAAUUUACAACAAGUUUGACAGAAACUACAUCGACGAGGAGUUCGGCCUAUCUCAUUUUCAAGUGGCCUGUAUGUUCGGCUGCGUCGAGGCAGUCGAGAAAUUCCUCGAGCUCGGACAGGAUCCCAAUCAGUACCCGAUGGCAAAACCUGACCCAGCGAAGUCGAUCGAUCCGCCGCUGCACUUGGCUCUCGAGCGCAAACACGCCAAGAUCGUCGAGCUGCUGAUGAAAAAAGGAGCCGACCCUAGUCUGGUUAACGUAGAGGGAAUGACGCCUGUGCACGUAGUGUGCCAGAAAGCCGACGAAGACGAUGACGAAUUUCUGGAUUUGUUCUUCAAGAUCUGCGAGGAGAACCAACGAGCCGUACAAAUCGAUGCUCGGGACAAAUUAGGUAAUACGCCGCUGCACUUGGCUCUGAUCAAAGGCAAAAAGAAUGUAGCUGAAUUACUGCUGCGGAAAGGUGCCAAUGCAAAUUUAGCCACCAAGGAUGGAUACACUCCUCUACACUUGAUUGGCAAGUAUACCGACGACGAUGACUUGCCAGAGAGGUUCUUCAAGGUCUGCGACGAACAACAGCUGAAGGUUCGAGUCGACGCCCGGGACAAGUCGGGCAAUACACCGCUGCACUUGGCUCUGAUGCACGAACACAAGUGGGUGGCCGAAUCGCUGCUGAAGCACGGCGCCGUUCCCGCGUUGGCCAACGACAGCGGCAAAACUGCUCUGCUCGUUGUCUGCGAGAAAGGCGCGAGCAUGGACAUCGAUGCGAUGGAGAUGCUGUUCGCGUACAGCGACAAGAGACGCUGGCCGUUGCUGAUCGACGAGGGCCGGGACGCAUCAUCGAUCUUCGACGACGACGACGACGAGUGGACGUCGAGGUGGAGGGUCGACGCCAGGGACGAGUCGGGCAGAACGCCGCUGCACUUGGCUCUGGUCCACGGCCGACUGGACGCGGUCGAUUGGCUGCUACGACGAGGCGCCGAUCCGAACGCCACCGACGAGGAUGGAUCGACGCUUUUGCACGUUCUCAGCCGAGGAAGCAGCGAUAUCGAUUUGGCGAAGAUGUUUUUUGAGAUCUGCGACGAGGUCGGUCGGCCGUUGCAGGUCGACUUCCAGGACAAGAGGGGCAACACACCGUUGCACUUGGCUCUGACCUACAACAGCAUGAAAAUGGCCGAAUUACUUCUGAGCAGAGGUGCCGACCCGAACUCGCGUAACAAGAAUCGAGAGACUCCUCUGUUUGCUCUUUGCCGAAACGAACGGGGCAGUCUUGAAAUGGCUAAGCUGUUGUUCAAGAUCUGCGACGAGCUACACAAGUCGGUCGACGUCGAUGCUCAGGACAUAUCGUACCGGACGCCGCUGAGCCUGGCUCUGACGAACGGAGACGAGAGGCUGGUCGAAUUGCUGUUGAAACGGGGCGCCUGUCCAAAUACAGCCGACGACGACGGAUUGACCGUUCUGCACCUGAUCUGCAGGAGAGAAUACGACUUCGAAAUGGCGAAGCUGUUGUUCGGCAUCGCCGACGAAAAAAAUCGGCUGGUGCAGGUCAAUCGCGAGGACAAGUGGGGCCGUACACCGCUGCAAUACGCCGUAGCGAAUCUCUAUCCGGAAAUGAUCGACGUUCUAUUGGAUCGUGGCGCUGAUCUGUCCAACUUCGUUUUUCCCACUCGGCUUGACUUCGUGUGGUUCUCGAAACCACAUGUUUAUGAACGCCAGAAAUUUAUGAACGGCGAGACGAGGAGAGAUUUCGAAUUCGAACGGGCUAUGCCGCUGGUCUUGCAGUCGCUGGAAAAACGAGGAUACCGGCUGGGCCGAUACGGCGCCCUCACGAUAAUCCAAAUUUUGGAUUUCAAAAUUGUCGACGAGCCAGUGCUCGUCGGGUGUCGGAACUGCGAAAACUUCGCGAGCAAGCCGACGAUAACUCCGCGCGAGAGGCAGAAGUGGCGAGGAUUUUUCCUGCACUGGGCCGUGGAAUUUUUCCGGACGCUGACGCGCUACCGUCUGUCCAAAUCCAGCUGCGAGAGGAUCGUCGAGCGACUGACGAACGUCGAUCUCGUGAAUAUAUGCCUGACCGGAAAAGGCCCAGACAGCAGAGAAGAGCAGGAGUUCCAAUACCGUCGAUUAUGGCCACGGAUACCGCCAAGGCAAGAAAGAUCCAGAUUUGACCCGAUGCCUUUUCAUAAGACAGAACGUUUUUACAUGUAAAAUUAAAAUUUUAUUUCGAGGAAAUAAGACAUGUUAUUUAAACUCUAAACGCCUGUAAAUACGCUCAAUGUUUGUUUUUAUUUUACGAUUGCCGACUCGCAGAGUUUGCCGAGAAUAAAAUUUUUGGAAAUAAAUCGUACAUUAAAUUAUA